Octopus sinensis (East Asian common octopus) is the source of this 2622-nucleotide messenger RNA. RefSeq names its product transmembrane protein 237-like. Gene Ontology annotation, biological process: cilium assembly. The record is from RefSeq and is a predicted model, not a curated record. The transcript has 5 exons. NCBI's taxonomy places the organism in Eukaryota, Metazoa, Mollusca, Cephalopoda, Octopoda, Octopodidae. The coding region runs from base 36 to 1232 and encodes 398 amino acids. Gene Ontology annotation, cellular component: ciliary transition zone.
UAAUCACUAAGAGUUGCCAAGUAAACAAAGACAACAUGGAGGAUACAAGUGACAACCAGAGUUCUCGAAAGUUGCCUCCAAUAUCACCCCGGUCUCUCCCUUUAACAAAACCACCCCGUUCGACAUCGAAGGGCAAAGUGAAUGAAAGUUUUACAAAAUCCCCACCUUUGAAAGAGAAACCAAUUCCCUCCCCGCGCAGAAAUAGCCGCCAGUUGCCCCCUUUGCAGGCCUCGAACGAAAGCAUCUCUGAAACAGCAACUAAGAAGAAAAAGAAGAAAAAGGUUAUUGAUUCUCAAAGUUCAUCUGGUGAAACAUUACAAACCGAACAAGACAUCAAUAAUGGUAGUCAGACGAGUGUUGUUCCCAAGAAAAGGAAGAAAAAGAAAAAGCAAGAAGAGAUGCAGUUGUCGAGUACCCUCUUGAAUUACCUGGGUGGCAUGGAAGAAGAUGUUGUUGAAAAUAAAGAACCAGCUGAUGAAAUGGUUCAGCCUGUAAAAAAUGCCAUCAUCACAAGUCAACCUGUUGAUAAGCUAUUUAUUGAAACCAAAAGGAGUUUCAAGACUGAAGUUAAGAGCAAACUUACUGCAGAUAAAACAAAAGAAAAACUGAAACUGGAACAAUAUGGUGAUGGUUUUGUUACAUUGCCACAGACCUCCUUAGAAUUUGCUAUCAAAACUCAUCGUAUGUGGCAGACUUUCUGUUUGUUCUUCCAUGGCCUCACGGCAGGAAUUGGUCUGUGGCAGGUUGUCAUUGUAUAUAUAUUUGAAUAUAACCAUCAACAGGAGUUUGUAGAGAGUUACAAAAUAAUGGCCUUACCUGUUCAGAGUUUAUUCUAUGGCUUGUUAGUUAUCUGCUUGGUUUCUGCAUGUGACAGGUAUGAUAUCAGUAACAUCAACAAGCAAUUCAUGUUGGAUGCUGUGACUCUCAAGUCAGGAGCUCUUUCAGUUGUCAUCUACUUCAUCUGUAUUGUGAUGCAUGUGAGUGUUGUGCACAUCGAUGACAAGAUGUUUCUUUACAACAUGACUUCUCUCUUCAACAACACACAAGAAUUUUCAGAGGAUCUUGCGACUUGGAAGAUCAUCAACCUACUCCGAGGUGUGGCAGUCAUACUGGGGUGGCUUUUGCUGUCGAUUUUCCCCAAUACUGACCGUCUGGUCGAGAAUCUAUCGGAAAGUGUUGGCGACAUUCUUGGCCCACACACAAGAACUCAAAAUAUUUCUACCAUUUCCUAAAAAUACAUCAUCAUCAUUAUCAUUGACAAGGUGCGAGUGAGCAGAAUUGUUGCCAUUCUGAACAAAAUGCUUCAUGGCAUUUCUUCCAGCACUUUAUGUUCUGUGUUCAAAUUCUGCCGAGGUCAACUUUGCCUUUAAACCUUUUGGGAUCAAUACAAAUAAAUACCAGUUAUGCACUGGGGUUGAUGAAUUCAACUUCCUCCUUCCCUCAAAAUUACUAGCCUUGUGCCUAUAGUAGAAAGAAUUAUUAUUAUUAUUAUUAUUAUUAUUAUUAUUAUUGAUGACUGACUUAAUGUCUUUUAUCAAAACACCCAUAUCUUUUUAUUUAAAAAAAUCUAUUUAUGAUGAAAUUUGUGGUUAUAGGGUUAUAUAUUUUUCUAAAAGCCACUGAGUUUAUAAAUUCACCUUUUGACCAAGUGGUUUUUUAUGUUAUUUUACUACUGAGGUCAGCUAAUCAAACACCCAGUGUUGGCAAGUCAAAAUAGGAUAUUUAUUCAUGUAUAAUAUGCAGUGAAGGGCAAUCUUGGUGAUUUUAGUCACUUAUUCACCAUGGAAACCAGGUAACCAGCCUUAUGGGUUCCAGGGCUGAAGAGAAAUUUAUAAAAACAAUAUUCUACAGGAAAGAUAUUUUUUCUAGGAUUUUAUUGAUCAUAAUCAAGGGUGUGCAUUAUACACAAGUGCAUCACCAUCAUCAUCAUCAUCAUCAUCAUUUAACAUCUGUUUUCCAUGCUGGCAUGGGUUGGAUGGUUUGACAGGAGCCUCACCAGGUUCCACUGUCUGCUUUGGCAUGGUUUCCACAGUUGGCUGCUCCUCCUAACACCAACCACUUUACAGAGUGUUCUGGGUGCUUUUUAUAUGCCACCAGCACCAACAAGUGCAUAUUAUACACAAUUAUAGUGCCACAAAACAUAUUUGUUUCUGUUUUAGCAUUUAUCUUGUGUUACAUGAAGUCUGUUUGUUUCAUUGUAGCCACCAAGAUGUUGCAUCCUGUUGAUGCAUCACUUGGUCUAACAUUGGAGGGCCAGUGUUACCAUUAUCUGGGUUCAGAAAGACUGGUUUUCUGAGAUGGAGAAUGGUAAUAGGAAGUGGAAUAGGAACUCAGAAUAUAAAGAAUCAAAACAGACAUCAUCUUGAAUCAUCUUGUCUGCUGCUUUGUUUUGAGAUCUGUUCUUGUCUGAUCCAUUCACUGUUUCACUUUCCUACUAACUUGGAACGGUACUUUAAUUGACCCACAAAAAGAAAGAAAAAAAAUAAAAAGCAAAGUUGACCUCCUGUGGAUUUGAACUCAGAUCACGGGUAACCAGAAUAAAUACUGAACUCAUUCUCUCUCUCUCUGAUGCUCUAACAAUUUCUCACAAUUUACUACUUUAAUACAAAAAGAAAAAAAAAA